CAAUUCCUCCGCGAAUCGGACAUCACGUUCGUUUGCGUUUAGUAAGUGAGAAGGACUGGAUCUCUGUAUAUGUACACAGACUCAAUGAAAAGUCAGGUUUGUGUGGUGUCAGGUCUGGUUUAUCAGGACUGCGCCAGUAUCAACUUCUUUCAUCAGUGAAACGGGAAGUCGCGUGAUUAUUAAUGACUUCUGGUGGAAGAAGCCUCUGAUUCGAGCAUACGGUGGAUUUUCAUGUGUUUCACGGGCGAUUUUGAAAUUGUUCUUUGCCACAAAUCGGACCGUGUUAUGUUAUACGGAUAAAGGCAGCGCUGCAUUUCCAUGAGAUACGGACAGUCCGAAGAGAGAUCCACGCUUUCAUCACUGAACCUCCGCGAAGAUGUUGAUUCGCACGUCUUGUGGUGAUUUCAGUAGUGAAGAUGUGAGGAUAUGUGUAUCAGAAGGCAGCAGCGGUGUAUUGUGAAAUGCAUUUCCAUCUUUCACACAGCACCGGAGCGCAACAUGUAUUUCCUGCGUGAAUCCUGUGUCAUGCACGGGGAGGAAAAUGCGUUUUAACAGAUUGUAUCAGGCCACGAUACGCUCUCCGAUCACGAUCGCGUCUGUCCUCUCGAUUUAAGCUGCCAUUCGGGUUUUAUUUUGCUUAUCACAGCGUGUCAUGCUGAUCUGGGGCGAAACAUCUCGUUCAAUGGUCGCCUCGCUUCCUUCCUGAAUCCUGAUGUUCUUCAUCCAUGCGAGGAUUCACCAUGGAAACCCACCGUGAGCGCUGGUGGACACCGGGACUGGACCCGAGACUGGGAACAGAGAGGCUGGCGGAUGUGUAAACCGCUCCCAUAUCCUUUUUGUCACCUUCAUGUCAACUUGCUGCAGACCUCCGAAAAGCAAAGGCGUGCAGCUUCGGGAAGCGCAUCCCAAGUGCCAAAGCCACGAACAUGCAUGCAAGAUCUGAUUCGGUGUCUAAACAUGCCAGGCGUGACAAUCAGGUGGCCGCUUCGGAUCUGAUCUCAGGUUUGGACAUUGGUGAACACCAAUUUUUAUAGCAUCUUAUACAAUCCAGCACCCCUAGAAUGCCUCGGAACCGCACCUUUUCCGAGCCUGAGUACUCUGCGGAGUAUUCGGCGGACUGUUCGGUCACCCUGCCCUCUGACCCCGGGCAGGCGGUGGGACGCACCCACGAGGUGACCGUGCGCAGCUCGGGCUGCUGCCUGUGUCUGCCGCGGUUCAUGCGUCUGACCUUCGUGCCGGACUCUCUGGAGAACCUCUACCAGACCUACUUCCGCCGGCAGCGGCACGAGACCCUGCUGGUGCUGGUGGUGUUCGCGGCCCUCUUCGACUGCUACAUCAUCGUGAUGUGUGCUGUGCUCUACACCGGCGAUAAGCUGGCGUCUGUGGCCGUGGCGUCGGUGGGGCUGGCGGCGGACGUCCUGCUGUACCUGCUGUGCCGGUUCGGUCUGCUCCCGGACCGUGUGACACGCCGCCUGGUGCCCUACGCCUUAUGGGUGCUCAUAGCAGCCCAGAUCUUCUGUUACUUAGGACUGAACUUCGCCCGCUUCCAUCAGCCCAGCGACACGGUGGGCUGGCAGGCAUUUUUUAGCUUUUCCUUCUUUCUGACGCUGCCGCUGCGGCUGACCCCUAUAGUGCUGAUCACGGCCGUGUCCUGCGGCGUGCACACGCUCGUCCUGGGCGUCACUAUUGCCCAGCAGCAGCAGGAGGACAUUCAGGGGGCGGCUCUUGGGAGACAGUUGCUGGCCAACAUUGUGAUCUACUUCUGUGCCAUCACUGUGGGCGUCAUGUCGUAUUACAUGGCCGACCGCAAACACCGCAAGGCCUUUCUGGAGGCACGGCAGUCGCUGGAGGUGAAGCUCAACAUGGAGGAGCAAAGUCAGCAGCAGGAGCGUCUCCUGCUGUCCAUCUUACCCAAGCACAUCGCAGACGAGAUGCUUCAGGACAUGAAGAAAGAAGCCAGUCAGAAAGAGAUGCAGCAGUUCAACACCAUGUACAUGUACCGGCACGAGAACGUCAGUAUUCUGUUCGCAGACAUCGUGGGCUUCACUCAGCUGUCCUCGUCCUGUAGCGCGCACGAGCUGGUGAAGCUGCUGAACGAAUUGUUCGCCCGCUUCGACAAGCUCGCAGCUAAAUACCACCAGCUGAGGAUCAAGAUCCUGGGCGACUGCUAUUACUGUAUCUGUGGCCUUCCAGAUUACCGCGAUGACCAUGCGGCCUGCUCCAUCAUGAUGGGCUUGACCAACACUUACCCAAUCAGAUACGUUCGAGAGAAGACGCAGACGGAUGUGGACAUGCGUGUCGGCGUGCAUUCUGGGACGGUUUUGGGUGGCGUGCUCGGACAGAAGCGCUGGCAGUACGACGUGUGGUCGACUGAUGUGACGGUGGCCAACAAGAUGGAGGCAGGAGGGAUACCAGGGCGAGUGCACAUCUCCCAGAAUACCCUGGAGUGUCUGCAUGGAGAGUUUGAUGUGGAGCCGGGGAACGGAGGAGACCGCUGCGAGUACCUGAAGGAAAGAGGCAUUGAGACGUAUUUGGUGGUGGUGCCCAAGGGACGCGUGGGUAAAAACGGCAUCAACGGAGUACUUUCAGUGACGUCGUCUAAUGGGAAUUCUCCAUUGCUGAUCAACACUACGGAGUGUAAUGGGAGCGUCCACACGGCCUGCACCACACCGGAGGAGCCGGAGGAGCUGGACACACGCGUGGUGAACCCCUCGUUUCCAAACCCUCGGCGUCGGUUGCGUCUGCGUGAUCUGGCAGAGAGAGUCAUCGACGCUCAGGAGAACGAACAGGAGCUCAACAAGCUCCUCAAUGAAGCUCUGCUGGAGAGAGAGACAGUACAGGCGCUGAAAGGGAAGCACACUAAUGUUCUGUCUCUGCGCUUUACUGAUCCGGAGCUGGAGACGCGCUUCUCGGUGGAGAAGGAGAAGCAGAGCGGAGCGGCGUUCAGCUGCUCUUGUGUGGUGCUGCUCUUCACCGCCGUCAUGGAGGCUCUCAUUGACCCCAGGUUGGUUGCAAACUAUGUGACUCUGGCCGUAGGUGAAGUCUUGCUUCUCAUUCUUACUGUCUGUUCGCUGGCAGCCAUUUUUCCUCGGGUAUUUCCAAAGAGAUUGGUGUCGUUCUCCACUUGGAUUGAUCACACGCGCUGGGCUCGCAACACUUGGGCCAUGGCGGCCAUCUUUAUACUCACAAUGGCAGACAUAGUAGAUAUGUUGAGCUGUCGUCCACCGGAGUCCUCCACAAACGAGGCGACUGCGGUCACUCCGGUCACUCCGGCCGCCCGCGGCUGUUGGGAGAACCCUAAAUAUUACAGCUACAUCUCUGUACUCGCGCUGAUCGCCACCACCAUGCUGGUGCAGGUCAGUCACAUGGUCAAGCUCACCCUCAUGCUGCUGAUCACCGGAGCUACAGGUGUGGUCAACAUCUACAGCUGGAGGGACAUCUUUGACCUGUACGAUCUGACGCACUUUAAGGAGUACAGAGUUCAUCUUGUUCCCUCCAAAUACUCCAUGAGUGUGAUGAUCUUCAUCAUGAUGGUCAGCUUCUACUACUUCUCCCGACAUGUGGAGAAGCUGGCACGCACACUGUUCCUGUGGAAGAUUGAAGUGCAUGAGCAGAAGGAGAAGGUGUACGAGAUGCGGCGCUGGAACGAGGCUCUGGUCACUAAUAUGCUUCCGGAGCACGUCGCCCGGCAUUUUCUAGGCUCCAAGAAGAGAGAUGAGGAGCUCUACAGCCAGUCCUACGAUGAGAUCGGAGUCAUGUUCGCCUCCAUCCCAAACUUCUCUGAUUUCUAUACGGAGGAAAGCAUCAACAACGGCGGGAUUGAGUGUCUGAGGUUCCUCAAUGAAAUCAUUUCCGAUUUUGAUAGCCUUUUAGACGAACCGCAGUUUCGCUGUAUAACUAAGAUCAAGACUAUUGGCAGCACGUAUAUGGCAGCAUCAGGAGUCUCUUCAGACAAUAACACGAACGGUUAUGCCUGUAUGAAGAAAGAAGAGAUUUCGGAGCGGGAACGCUGGCAGCACUUGGCAGAUCUUGCUGAUUUUGCUCUGGCCAUGAAAGUCACGUUGAUGAACAUCAACUACCAGUCCUUCAAUAACUUCAUGCUCCGCAUCGGGUUGAAUAAAGGGGGUGUUUUGGCUGGUGUGAUCGGGGCCCGUAAACCUCAUUUUGACAUCUGGGGAAACACUGUGAAUGUGGCCAGUCGCAUGGAGUCCACAGGGGUGAUGGGGAACAUCCAGGUGGUGGAGGACUGCUACUGCAUCCUGAAGGAAUACAGCUUCCGCUUCGUCAGGAGAGGACCUAUAUUCGUCAAGGGCAAAGGAGAGCUGCUCACCUACUUCCUAAAGGGACGUGAAAAACAAGGCUCCUUCAUUAACGGCUCUUUUGUCACGCUGCCGCACCAAGUGGUGGACAGCUCCUGACCGACACGCGCACACACGGUCCUACACAGAACUCCUGCUCGCGCACACCUCACCUCAUACCUCUUCUGCAGAGUACAGUGCUCCAGUAAUUAGUACUUUCAAAUGUGUUUUCUCUAUUUAUUAGGCUGAGGGAAGAAACGUUGAGAGAGACUUUCUGUUUAUAUAAGAGAAGUACUAUAUAAUCUACAUUUGGAAGUGUGCACAGAGAUGAGUGAAUGAAAUGAAACAAGUGAUUUUGUUAGGAUGCUGAAGUGAUAAACAGGAUGUUUUUAAACUCAGACCACAACGAAUACAUUGAACUCUACUGUAUAUUACGCACUGCGCUGCUCAAAGAAACUGAUGAAUUACCUAUUUUUGUUUUUCUUUCAUUUAAUUAUUUAAUCCUUUAUUUAAAGAUCACACUGAAAGUUCCAGAUAUAUCUGAAUGUUGUUUGCGAUUGAAAAGCUUCUCCGAAUGCCUGUGUAGGAAAGCAUACUGACUGCCUUUGCCUCUUCUGUAAGUGUGUGUGAGUGUGUGUGUGUGUGUGUAUUUCUAAAGUCUAUAGUCACAUUUUCUCUUUUGAAUUUAAUCAUUUAUAAUGGAUGUACAUGAGGGUUUGAAAGUCUGAGACCACAUUAAAUCAUGGGUUUUAAUCAUAGACUGUAUAAAAACAUGGACAUAGUCUCCGUGACAUCACCCAUAGUUUUCUGAACAGUGUUUUUGAAGCUCAAAGUGGGCGGGGCCGG
Molecule: messenger RNA, 5144 nt
Organism: Cyprinus carpio (common carp)
Lineage: Eukaryota; Metazoa; Chordata; Actinopteri; Cypriniformes; Cyprinidae
Gene: adcy3a
Product: adenylate cyclase 3a
Exons: 20
Coding region: 1062-4418 (1118 amino acids)
Biological process (GO): intracellular signal transduction; adenylate cyclase-activating G protein-coupled receptor signaling pathway; cAMP biosynthetic process
Cellular component (GO): plasma membrane
Molecular function (GO): adenylate cyclase activity
Source: RefSeq, a predicted model, not a curated record